UCGCAGGGGAAGGACGAGCGGUUCAGGCGUCUGACCGGGGCCGAGACUCUCUGACAGAUGGACCGAGGAUGGGCCGAGGCGGAAAACGCGUGAUGUUGAUGAUUUAAUGGCACCGAGGUUUAAUCAGCAGAUGAUCAGAGAUGAGAAUCAGGGUGGACGUGUUUUCAUCUGGGACUGAUAAAGCGAACGAGGGCCACAGAGGAGGACGGUCAGCGGUGUGAGGAUAACCGGUCCAGAUUUCACUCUCAUUGUUGGAAAUCAUGAUUAAGCAAAUAAUUUCUCAAUGGAACAUAAAUCUGCCACGUCAACGGAUGUCAGGUGUAUCUUUACAUCUUGAAAACUUCUCCAGAACUUCACAGAACUUCUGGGUAUAAAUCUUUAUCAUCUUUAUUGAUGCAGCUUUCCGGAGCUCAGACCGUACGGACAACAAUCCAAGCCUAGUCCAACUUCUGUAACGGGAUUAAAAUUUGUACUAAACUAAACUUUGAUUAUUGCUGAGCCAUGGAGCCAGUGUCCAGCAGGACUUCAUCGUAACUCCAUCACUCAUGAUGGAUCAGGAUGAUACUUAUACAGAGGUUUGGGAGCCUCCUAUACACGGACUCCACGGGCCCAACCGGAUGCGGCCCUCCUCGUACCGGGCUCUGCGGAGCGCCGUGUCCAGCCUGGCACGGAUCGACGACUUUUUCUGUGAGAAGAUCGGCUCCGGUUUCUUCUCCGAAGUUUUUAAGGUACAGCACAGGAUCACAGGACAGGUGAUGGCUCUGAAGAUGAACACACUGGCCAGCAACAAAGCUAACAUGCUAAGAGAAGUGCAGCUAAUGAACCGCCUCUGCCACCCCAACAUUCUCAGGUUUUUGGGGGUGUGUGUUCAUGAGGGACAGCUCCAUGCUCUCACUGAGUACAUUAACGGAGGUAAUCUGGAGCAGCUGCUGGACAGUGAUAUAUAUCUAUCAUGGGCUGUGAGGACUGGACUGUCUCUGGACAUAGCACGCGGUCUCCAGUACCUGCACAGCAAGGGCAUUUUUCACAGAGACCUGACCUCCAAGAACUGUUUGGUGCGUUGUGAGAACAGCAGCGUGUUUACAGCUGUGGUGGGAGAUUUUGGUCUUGCUGAGAAAAUUCCUGAUUACAGUGAUGGAGUGGAGAAGCAGCCUCUGGCUGUGGUGGGUUCCCCCUACUGGAUGGCUCCGGAGGUGCUGAGAGGAGAGCUUUACAAUGAGAAGGUGGAUGUUUUCGCGUACGGGAUCAUCCUUUGUGAGAUCAUUGCUCGUAUUGAGGCCGAUCCAGAUGUGCUCCCACGUACAGAGGACUUCGGACUGGACGUGGAGGCCUUUGAGCAGAUGGUGGGAGACUGUCCACCAGCUCUCCUCAGCCUGGCUGUUAACUGCUGUAAUAUGUGUGCAGAGAGUCGACCCUCUUUCUCGGAUAUUGUUAUAACCUUGGAGAGGAUUGAAAGGAAGAGUGUAAAGAUUGAGACACCAGUAAUCUUAGAGCCCAUUGGUGCUGAUAAAAGUCCCUACAGGAGGAGGAGUUCACCCUGCCAGACCCAGCGCCUGGCGCGGAGUCAGUCGGCUCUGCUGCCGCCGGCCUCGAGUCCAUGCGUGGGUACGCCUGUGCGACUCAACCCGUUCUCCCUGCGCCACGACCUGAACGGCGGUCACAUCAAACUCUACGAUACUCCCAGCAAGUCUCUCAUCUCCCUGACGUUCACCCUGCCGCCAUUACCCGAGCCCUGCUCCUCUCCACCACUGGGCGGGGUCUCCAUGCUUCGAACGCCGCCACGGAGGUGCCAGUCCCUGCCGUGCACGCCUGAACUGGGACGUCCUGUCAACUCCUUCCACGAGCCCGAGACUCAAAGUGCAAAUAAAGAGGAGGAGGAUGCGGAGAAGGACGAGACUGAGAAGGGGACGGGAAGGUCAGAGAAUGCUGGACAGGAUUCUGACUCGGUUCUGGAUCUGGAGAUGGUGUCUCUGGAGCGGGUUGAGGAGGAGGAAGAGGAGAAAGAGGAAAAAGGCGAGGAAGAAGGACUGUAUGGCUCAAAACCUUUAGACUAUAAAGGCUCCAGUGCAGCAGAGGGCGCCCUUAGAUCAAACGUUAAGCCUCUUUUUAGCGGUUCUUAUUUGUCCUCGUCCUCCUCCUGGGCGGUACCUAUAUCAAACGGUCCUCCCUCCCUCCCUCCUCUUCCUCGACUAAACAACAACAAUGGCAUGCUGGGAGUCGGACAGGUUUCCUGGGCGAGGCUCAAUGGCUACCGCACCACCAGUCAACUUCCGCCCCCCGCGGAACAGGACGAGGUCAUUUCCUGUCCGAGCUGUUGUCUAGCAGGCUUCAGCUUUCCCUCCGUGUGCCUGCGUGGAGUUCCCGCCCUUCGUCAACCCCCCUCGCUCCGUCCGUACAGGCAUCUCAACGGAGGCGAGACGGCAGCCGCCAGGGCGAGCAACGGGAUGCUGUGUCGGAGGGCGAGGGGUCUGGUUCCGCUCACGAUGCCCUGUGAACCGGGCUUGCCUCUUCCAGAGGCGCAGACUUAACAGAACGUACGCUGCACGUCUGCCAGCCUUGGCACUGAGGUGGUGCCCGUCACUGCUGUGAUUAAACUAGUAGUGUUAACGUGCGGUGAGGUUCGUGUUAAUUGUGCGGUGGGGUCUGAGGGGCGUGUGUGUAACAUGUACGUGUGAGAAUGAGGACGAGUAUUAUAAAGAGUAAGGGCGCAUUCACAUGAGAAGCGCUCGGCUUGAGCGGUGCAGUAAAACAUCAUCAAAGUGCGAAUAUGUGACGAAUCUGCAUUUGAGUGGAGUAAGCAUCAGAUCCAGUCUGAAAGCUCCUCAUGUAUCUGUGUUUACCUGGAUUUUCCUUCCUGUUUCACUUUUAAACUUGUGUUACAGCUCGAGAUUCUGAGAAACUGUGAGAAUCAGAAUCAGCUUUUCUGAGAGUCUGAGACGCUUAUUGUUAAAAAAAAAAAAAAGAUUUACGUGGUUUAAUGUAUUAAAAGAAGGAGACAGGA
Trichomycterus rosablanca is the source of this 3001-nucleotide messenger RNA. Its product is annotated as dual specificity testis-specific protein kinase 2-like. The coding region runs from base 546 to 2528 and encodes 660 amino acids. Lineage: Eukaryota; Metazoa; Chordata; Actinopteri; Siluriformes; Trichomycteridae. Gene Ontology annotation, biological process: positive regulation of stress fiber assembly; protein phosphorylation; actin cytoskeleton organization. Gene Ontology annotation, cellular component: nucleus; cytoplasm. The transcript has 11 exons. Gene Ontology annotation, molecular function: ATP binding; protein serine/threonine kinase activity. The record is from RefSeq and is a predicted model, not a curated record.